Xiphophorus hellerii (green swordtail) is the source of this 8142-nucleotide messenger RNA. RefSeq names its product protein tyrosine phosphatase receptor type T (gene ptprt). Gene Ontology annotation, molecular function: protein binding; protein tyrosine phosphatase activity. The transcript has 37 exons. The coding region runs from base 333 to 4865 and encodes 1510 amino acids. Gene Ontology annotation, biological process: protein dephosphorylation. The record is from RefSeq and is a predicted model, not a curated record. Gene Ontology annotation, cellular component: membrane. NCBI's taxonomy places the organism in Eukaryota, Metazoa, Chordata, Actinopteri, Cyprinodontiformes, Poeciliidae.
CUCAUUCCUCUCCAACUCUUCGUCAGUGUGUCACAGACCGUCUGAGCGCGCAAACACGCACACGGCCGUCCCCCUCUCCCCUCGCGCACGCCUACAAACGCAAGGACACGCGCAGUUACGCACAAACACUUUUUGUCGUCCCCGGGAGGAGAGGAGCGAAAGAGAGGAAGAGUGAGCUCCAACUUGUCUGGUUCUUGCGUCCACCAAUGCGCGGAUUUUAUCCUUCCUCCUGCAGACAGGACCGGGAAGCCGCCAGCUGGACCAGACUGGAGUAUGUAAAGUGAUUCUGUUCGGCGAAGUGCAACAGAACCAGAACAGAAAGAGGAGAAGAGAUGGAUGAACGGAGUUAUUGUCGCGCUUUGCCGACUGCUUUUCUCUGCGUGGUACUUUUGGGAUUUACUGAAGCGCAGUUCUUUCCAGGUGGCUGCACUUUUGAGGAGUCUUACAGCAGCUGUGGCUACAGCGUGUCUUUAGGAACCAACGGAUUUACUUGGGAACAGGUCAACUCCUGGGAAAAACCCACCAUGGACCCUGCCCUUCCCACUGGCUCGUUUAUGGUAGUGAAUGCAUCGGGCCGUGCGUCAGGACAGAAGGCUCACCUGUACAUGCCCACCCUGAAGGAGAACGACACCCACUGCAUCGACUUCCUGUACUCUCUGUCCAGUCGCGACGGGGCAAGCCCAGGAACUUUAAACGUCUACAUCAAGGUGAAUGGAGGCGCUCAAGGUAACCCGGUGUGGAACGCCUCGGAUACCGUCACCGAAGGCUGGGUCAAGGCUGAACUCGCCAUUUCCACAUUCUGGCCCAACUCCUAUCAGGUAAUAUUCGAGGCGGUUUCGGUCCAAGGCCACCCAGGUUUCAUCGCCAUCGAUGACAUACGAGUUCUCGCUCAUCCUUGCCGUAAAGCUCCUCAUUUCCUGCGGCUGCAGAAUGUGGAGGUGAACGUGGGACAAAACGCCACGUUCCAGUGCACUGCUGGAGGGAAAUGGUCUCAGCAUGAUAAACUCUGGCUGCAGCAGUGGAACGGUAAAGACACGGCGCUGAUGGUGACCAGGGUGGUCAACCACCGCCGCUUCUCUGCGACGGUGAGCGUCGGUGACACGUCGCAGCGUAGCACCAGCCGCUACCGCUGCGUCAUCCGAUCUGAUGGCGGAUCCGGAGUUUCCAACUACGCCGACUUGAUUGUUAAAGCCCCGCCCACUCCCAUCGCUCCCCCUGAACUCCUCGCCGUUGGCGCCACCUACCUGUGGAUCAAACCCAAUGCCAACAGCAUCAUCGGAGAUGGGCCGAUCAUCCUGAAGGAGGUGGAGUACCGCACCACUACAGGAAACUGGGCUGAGACCCACGUGGUUGACGCCCCCACCUACAAGUUAUGGCAUCUGGACCCAGAUGUGGAGUAUGAAAUCAAGGUUCUGCUGUCCAGACCGGGUGAAGGGGGCACUGGGCCGCCGGGGCCGCCACUGAUAACCAGGACCAAAUGUGCAGAUCCCGUCCACGGACCCCAGAACGUCAACGUGGUGGACGUCCGCGCCCGCCAGCUGACCAUCCAGUGGGAAACGUUUGGAUACGCCGUAACACGAUGCCACAGCUACAAUCUGACGGUUCAGUACCAGUAUGUGUUCAAUCAGCAAGAGUUUGCAGCUGAGGAGUUGAUCCAGACGUCGUCUCAUUACACGCUGAGGGGACUGAGGCCCUUCGUCACGGUCAGGCUGCGCCUCGUUCUGGCCAACCCCGAGGGCAGCAAAGAGAGCGAGGAGAUCGUCAAACAGACGGAGGAGGACGUGCCCGGGUCAGUGCCGAUGGAGUCGCUGCAGAAUACUCCAUAUGAAGAGAAGAUCUUCAUGCAGUGGAAAGCUCCCAAUGAGACCAACGGGGUCAUCACCCUGUAUGAGAUCACAUACAAGGCCCUGAGCUCUCUGGAUCCCAGUGCUGACCUGACGACCCAGAGGGGACGAGUGUUCAAGCUGAGGAACGAGACCCAUCAUCUGUUUGUCGGCCUUUAUCCUGGAACCACCUACUUCUUCACCCUGAAAGCCUCCACCAACAAGGGCUUCGGUCCGCCCGUCACCACCCGCAUUACCACAAAGAUCGCAGCUCCCAUGAUGCCGGAGUAUGAAUCAGAAACGGCUCUCAAUGAGACGGAGACGACCAUCACCAUCCUGCUGAAGCCUGCCCAGUCCAGAGGAGCACCAAUCAGCUCCUACCAGCUUGUUGUGAAGGAAGAGAGGAAGUCUAAAAGUCGGCGUGCCGCCUCUGAAGCUCCGGAGUGCUUUUCUGCCCCGUUCAGCUUCCGCAACGCCUCCGUCCUCAACUCUGCGUACUACAUGGCUGCUGAUCUUCCACCGUCCAGUCUCACGGUGGUUCAGCCAUUCACAGUGGGAGACAACAAGAGCUACGGCGGCUUCUGGAACCCUCCGCUGUCACCGGCCAAGAGCUACAGCAUCUACUUCCAGGCUAUGAGCAGAGCCAAUGGGGAAACCAAAAUCAACUGCGUCCGUCUGGCUCGCAAAGUGGUAAUAGGUAGGGGACAAAUAACAACGCCGUACAUUCUAGUCAUCCCAAGCGAAGGUGCAUCCACCCAGGAUUCAGACGCCAUGGAGCCGGAGAAGCAGGUGGACAGCACGGUGAAAAUGGCUGGCAUGAUCGCAGGGAGUCUCAUGAUCAUCAUCAUCCUCCUCGGUGUCAUCCUGACCUUCAAGCGCAGAGAGAUUCACACAUGGAGAACUCUGAGCGUGGGGAAGUUGGCCAAAAAGCAGAAGGAAACUGCGAGCAGCUCCACCCAGCAGAGGGAGAUGGGUCCGGUCACCACGGCUGAUAAGAGCACCACUAAAGUGAGCACCUUGCACAAAGACGACCCGUUCUCCACUUCCAGCCCAGACCUCAACGGCUUCACCUCCCCCUCCCCCUGCUCCUUCUCUGUGCAGGGAAGCAAAACGCUGCAGAGCAAAUCCUUGCUGAAUUCCUACUACUCAGUAUCCAAAGAGCCUGUUCCAGCUACAACUUCAAUAGAUGGAAGCCAGCCGUCUCUUGUCCAGCCAUCCCUGACAUUACAGAGUUUUCCUUACGGAGGCUGUGAGUCUGUGGAGCUCUCCUACCAGAGCGGUCAGUUCCAGGCAGGCCAGUUUCAACCAGCUAUUCGAGUUGCAGAUCUGCUGCAGCACAUCACACAGAUGAAAUGUGGACAAGGAUACGGGUUUAAGGAAGAAUAUGAGGCCCUGGCGGAGGGACAGACAGCACCUUGGGAGACAGCCAAGAAGGAUGAGAAUCGCAACAAGAACCGCUAUGGCAACAUCAUCGCAUAUCCCACAGACGAUCACACCAGAGUCCGACUGCAGCUGCUGGAUGGAGACCCCCACUCCGACUACAUCAACGCCAACUAUAUUGAUGGCUAUCACAGACCCAGACAUUACAUCGCAACACAAGGACCCAUGCAGGAAACGGUGAGGGAUUUCUGGAGGAUGGUUUGGCAGGAAAACUCGGCCUCUAUCGUCAUGGUUACAAAUCUGGUGGAGGUGGGAAGGGUGAAAUGUGUUCGUUACUGGCCUGAUGAGACAGAGGUUUAUGGAGACAUCAAGGUGACCCUGAUAGAAACUGAGCCUCUGGCUGAAUACGUCAUCCGGACAUUCACUGUCCAAAAGAAGGGCCACCACGAGAUCCGUGAACUUCGUCAGUUUCACUUCACCAGCUGGCCGGAUCACGGCGUUCCCUGUUACGCCACGGGACUGCUGGGCUUCAUACGGCAGGUCAAGUUCCUCAAUCCACCGGACGCCGGGCCCAUAGCGGUCCACUGCAGCGCUGGUGCAGGGAGGACAGGUUGCUUCAUCGCUGUGGACAUCAUGCUGGACAUGGCAGAGAAUGAAGGAGUGGUGGAUAUUUUCAACUGCAUCCGUGAACUGAGAUCUCAACGGGUCAACAUGGUCCAGACAGAGGAGCAGUAUGUGUUUGUUCACGACGCCAUCUUGGAAGCAUGUCUAUGUGGGAACACAGCGAUUCCAGUGUGCGAGUUCAGAGCCGUUUACUACAAUAUCAGCAGACUGGAUCCACAGACCAACUCCAGCCAGAUUAAAGAUGAGUUCCAGACGCUGAAUAUAGUGACACCUAGAGUUCGUCCAGAAGACUGCAGCGUGGGCUUACUGCCCCGGAACCACGAUAAGAACCGCAGUAUGGACGUUCUGUCUGCUGACCGAUGUCUGCCUUUUCUCAUAUCUGUUGAUGGAGAGAGCUCCAACUACAUCAACGCUGCAUUAAUGGAUAGCCACAAACAGCCAGCAGCCUUCAUUGUUACCCAGCAUCCUUUGCCAAACACCAUGGGGGACUUCUGGAGGCUGGUGUUCGACUACAACUGCUCCUCCAUUGUCAUGCUCAACGAGAUGGAUGCAGCACAGUUAUGUAUGCAGUACUGGCCGGAGAAGAACUCAUGCUGUUACGGCCCGAUUCAAGUGGAGUUCAUAUCAGCGGACAUCGAUGAAGACAUCAUCAACCGAAUCUUCAGGAUCUGCAACAUGGCUCGGCCUCAGGACGGUUACCGCCUGGUGCAGCACUUCCAGUUCAUUGGCUGGCCCGCCUACAGGGACACGCCUCUUUCGAAGCGCUCCAUCCUCCAGUUGGUCAGGAGGUUGGCCAAGUGGCAGGAGCAGUACGACGGAGGAGACGGGAGGACGGUGGUGCACUGCCUCACUGGUGGAGGACGUUCUGGAACGUUUUGUGCCAUCUGCAGCAUCAAUGAGAUGAUCCAGCAGCAGAACAUUGUGGAUGUUUUCCACACAGUCAAGACACUGAGGAACAACAAGACAAACAUGGUGGAGACGAUGGAACAGUACAAGUUCUGCUAUGAAGUGGCUUUAGAGGCUCUGAACUCCUUCUGAUCCGACGCCUCCCGUUUUUCUCAAAGCUACACUGAGACACACGGAGUGAAAAACAGCUUCUUGUUGAGCUGAACUCAACCUGGGAGAGCGUGUGCGCAUCCUUUUGGUGUGCCUGUGACCUGUACAGAGGAUGGGGGGGAAAGCCGCCAACAAACACACUCAUUGUUUUGUGUGUGCAUUUGCUUCAGCAAGACAAUGGACUUUACAUGCUUGUAUAAAGAGAAAUUAUGUUAAAAAAUUGAGAUGUUUAAAAAAAAAAAGCAAUUUUUUUCCCUUUGUUUUCUUUCUCUUUCCUCUCUGCCAGGCUGUGAUGUGACUAAUGUACAGUAUUUCCUUUUUAGAUAUAUUCUACGCCUUGAAUGUUGUCUCCCUCUGAAGGCUUGAAGCACACUGGAAGAUUUUACAGAAUGAAAGUCAGGUUAAAAUAAAAGAAAUCAAUUUUUUUAUAGCACAUUUGCUCUUUGACUAAAACAAACUGUUACUAAUGCAACAAAAUUAGGUUUACCAGGUCAGAAAACAAUAACUGCAGAACAUGGAUCAACAUGUCCUACCUUUGAAGGCCAAAGCAACUCUGAAUUUUUUCUCUUUCUGGGUCAGUACAAUGAUGAAAAGUGAGUCUUCCAGUGUGCAUCCUCUUUUCUGUAAAUAAGAUAAGGCAACCACAGUCAAACAAACAAACACCAGAACAAAAUUAUUUCGUUGCAGCUCUGAAAAGUUGUUUGUCAUUUUCAUUCAUUUAUAAUUUGGUGCGUUUUCUUUCUACAGCCUGUACAUGUGUGAAAAUAAGAUUUUUUUAUAUUUUGCUUUUUCAGCUGCUGGAACAGGAUCCAGGUGCUUGAUUGUUACGUAAAAAAAAAAAAAGUAUCUUUUUUGGAAAGAAUCUUGUGUCCAUCCAACUAUCGGUGAUGCAUUUGCAUGUGUGACACUUUGAGCUCAGUUGAGCAGCAUUAGCCUGUGGAAAGGUGUAAAUAUGGAGAGAGGAAACCUUUUUCGCACUAUUUUUGCAAUGAAAGAUGGAUUUGAUCCAUUUAAGAUAUGUGCUCACCAAGUCUGAUCAGAAAGAAAUUUACUCUGUUAAGUGUCCUUGAGUUGCAUCCAAUUAUUAAGCCAUGCUCUAAGGUUUUAGAGGUGAAGUUUCCGUUUCAACCCUCCACUUUCUAAUCAUCAAAAUGACAAAGAUAUGGUUCACAUUCAUUUUUACUCUGCAAAACGGAGAGCAGGUUUAAAAAUCUCACUUUGUUGGGUAGAAAAUUAUUUCAGCCUAUAAACAGAGAACCUACAUGAGGGAAAUGUGGAUCUAACAAGAAUUUUCCAGGUGGUAGAGACUGUAGGUAUCCCACUUAGUCAGGGAUAGAGAAAAUACACCUUGUUGGCGUUAUCAGACUUUACAUACCAGGACACAAUAAAAAUGAUCUUGUCUUUACCAGUUCUAAGAUGAUUCAAAUGUGUACAACACAUGCAGUAGUCAACCAUCUGCUAAAUGGAGAAAGCAAUGUCACGCACACUUCUGCUAAUGCGCUAAUAGCAGAGCUAAUAUUUCCUCGAGCAUUUUAGCUAACUAUGAAAACAUUUAGUGCACUUAAAUUUUUCUGGAUAAAUUCUAAAGCUAAUUUAGUUCCCAACCUUCAGUUGAAUAAAGUUUGGAUGAUCGACUGUUACAAAUUCUUCAGGUUGAUAGAUGUUUAUAUUCAUGCUCUCAUUUUGAAGUAAGCAAAGACUGUUUACGUUGCAGACAGUUUGGUUUUCUCUCCCCACGUACUUUCCCCCCCCCCCCCCCCCCAAUAACUAUUUCAAACAAGAAACAUGCAAAAGCAAGGACAAAUAAAGUAAUAAAUAUUAAUCUAAGGGCAUUAUACAACAUGCAAAAUAUGAAAACAUUAAAUUUGUGCUCAGGAAUUGUUAGGUUAGCACAACUAAUAUUUUAUCUACUGUAGUUGUGCUAACUAAAAAGCACAUUUUCAGUCUGAAAGCAGGAUUACAUGUAUUUUGUUCUCAAAACUUUUAAUACUUUUGCUUAUGUUUUUCUUUUGAAAGCAGGACUUCAUCUCUUUCUUGAAACUUGUAAUGUUUACCCAAAUCUUUCUCCUCGCAUUCUUGCAGAACUCUCUGCUCGCUUAAACAUUCUCUGCUUGACUUUGGAACCACACAGUUUCCUUCUAGCGAGUGUGCCUGUGUGGCUACUAUUGAUUGUAGCAACCUGCGUCACCCACUGGAUGCAGGGAGCGAGCAGAGACUAAUUGUGAGCGUGAGGAGAAGUUUUGAGUACAAGUUUUGAAAAGGAAGACAAGAAGUCCUGCUUUCAAAAUAUAAAUGUAAGCAAAAAUAUUAAGUUUUGAGAACAGAAGACAUGAAAUCCUGCUUUGAGACUGAAAAUGUGUGCUCUUGGAUUAUGGCAGAAAAAUUAACCCAUAUGACAGCAGUGAAAGACUUGAUCAACUUGAUUUAAAAAAUAAACCUAGCAGAAACAAAUGUCUGCAAACACAGUUAAACAGAAGCAACUUUGUAAGGAAGAGUAGCUGAGAAUUUCCUUCACAACUCUCUGUGUGAUUACUGAAAUUAUUGGAUCUACGUAUAACUUCUUCAUUUUGGCAUAUUUGUUGUAAUAAUUGUGGAGGUUUUAGGGCGUUUUUAUACACUUGAGUUCAGAUUUCCAUUGUUUUGGAAUUGCGUGUAAAUUGUAUUUGUUUUUCUUGUUUCCUGAAAUCUAAAACUUAACACUGAAACAGGGAUUUUCCUCCAAACCUAACUUUACCUUAAGCCUUUUAGAACCAGAAAGUAUAUAAUUCACUCCUGUGUUGGUUAUUUUAUUCAGAAAUUUCUCAUAAUUGAAUGAUUUGAUCAACAAAAAUAUGUUCAUAUUCAAAAAAGCAGCAAAACUCACUCAGCUAAACAUGUAUAAAAGAAUAUGACAGUCUUUGUUUACGUUCCUCUCUUCCCCCCAGUUUGAGUCCAUUUGGACUUAUGGACCUAUUGAGACAGACUAUAACAGUUCUAUACUGAAGACAGCGUGAAUGACAGAAAUCUUUACCCAUUUUUCAUUUUUACAGAGGCUUUAUUUUACUUUAUGUGUUUGAUUCACGGCUCUUGUACUAUAUUUUAUUUCUGAUCCAUUCAUUGUGAGGUUUUGUCCUAAAUUUGUACAUUUCUUUUGUAAAAUUCUUACUCUGAUGAUUAUUUGUCAAGCAAAGUGCUGUUUAGAUCUGGUGAUGCCAUUUUCAUUGGUUGUUUAGUUGUUUGAAAUGUGGUUAACAGUAAAUAAAGGGACCAAAACACUUAA